AAAACAAAAGGAGCUUUCAAGAACGAGAUUGCAGAGCUUGAAGAGAACAGCCAUCGGCCAUCGUGGGGUUCUUCUGCUUUCAAUCGGAUUAGUUUCUGUAUUCUCAAAUCGCCGCAACAAUUAUGGAAGAUUCUUCCUCUCAAUCCUUCUUCAGGAAGCACUGGGAGGGCUACAAGGAGUUUUGGUCCGAGAGAUUCUCGAUCCUCGACAACUAUUCCCCUUUCGUCCAGCGCGAGAAGCCCCUUCCUUCCUGGUCUGACUCCGAUGUCGAGGAGUUUAUUGCUUCCGAUCCCGUUCAUGGCCCCGUUUUGAAGACUGCCAGAGAAGCUGUAAACUUUGGUCUUACAGGAAGCCUUAUUGGAGCUGUGUCAACUGCAGGCGUUGCCUGGAAAUACUCUAGAAGUUUGCAUGGUGCUGGGCUGUCGUUCCUUGCGGGAGGUGCAUUCGGUUGGACUUUCGGCCAUGAGAUUGCGAAUCAUUGGUAUCAACUCUACAGGGUGGACACCAUGGGAGCACAAGUUAAGUUUAUGGAGUGGUGGAGAAACAAGAGCGAGGGACGUUUUUAGGCUCUGAUUUGCAGUUGAAGCAACAACACUCGCACUGCUGCUGCCAUCUAAAAUAAAAAUGAAGUGCAACUUUGUUGAAAUACAAUGGUUGAUUGGUUUGUUUUUAUGAGUUUAGAAAAGGACUAUCCUUUUAUUUUUAUCUUCUGGAAAUGACUGGUUCUCUCAUUUGUAAGCUUGUUACAAAUGUACUCAUCUUUACCAAUAACUACAUCCAAUCCUGCCUUCUUUGUAGUACCCGACGGACAACGUGAGCUUUACUGCUUGGUUUUCGGCCUUCUUUCUUGAUCCAACUUAAUGAUCCUUCGA
Messenger RNA from Cucurbita pepo subsp. pepo (vegetable marrow), 872 nucleotides. RefSeq names its product succinate dehydrogenase subunit 6, mitochondrial. Gene Ontology annotation, cellular component: respiratory chain complex II (succinate dehydrogenase). NCBI's taxonomy places the organism in Eukaryota, Viridiplantae, Streptophyta, Magnoliopsida, Cucurbitales, Cucurbitaceae. The record is from RefSeq and is a predicted model, not a curated record.